AUGGCCAAACCAAAGAUAAAUAAACCACAAACAUAUACUAUUGUGGUCAAACUUGGGAGUUCGUCAAUUGUCGAUGAGAUUACUAGAGAACCAAGGAUUGCCAACAUGUCUCGUAUUGUCGAGACUUUGGUGAAACUUCGAAGACAGGGCCAUCGAAUUGUAAUUGUUUCUUCUGGUGCCAUUGCGGUAGGUCUUAAAAGAGUUGGAUUGACCUCAAAACCCAAAAAGCUAUCGAAAGUUCAAGCUCUAGCCUCCAUUGGCCAAGGCAGACUAAUUGCCUUAUGGGAUGACUUAUUUACUCAUUUAAAUCAAACCAUUGCUCAAAUAUUAUUAACGAGAAAUGAUAUAAUUGACUGGACCCAAUUCCAAAAUGCUAAAAAUACUAUGAAUGAAUUACUUGAUAUGAACAUUAUUCCUAUUGUUAAUGAAAACGAUACCUUAUCUGUGCAAGAAAUUCGAUUUGGUGAUAACGACACAUUGUCUGCGAUAACUGCAGGAAUGAUUAAUGCUGAUUAUUUAUUUUUAUUAACCGAUGUUGAGUGUCUUUACACGGAUAACCCAAGAACCAAUCCAAACGCAAAACCAAUUUUGGUAGUUGAGGAUAUAUCUUCUUUAAAUGUUGACACAUCUAGUGGAUCUGGUUCUGGGAUUGGAACAGGGGGGAUGACAACUAAAUUAAUUGCAGCAGAAUUGGCAAUGAGUGCUGGAGUAACAACAAUUAUUAAUAAAAGCACAACACCUGAAAAUAUAAUGAAAAUUGUUAAACAUAUUCAGUCUGAAUCACUAAAGAGUGAUCUUGAAAAUCACGAUACACCCAAGAAUCUUCGUGAAAUUCAUCAAAUGACAGAGUUACAAAACUUGAAGAUUAAUGAUGUUCCCUUGCACACCAGAUUUAUAGGUGACAGCCAGAAAGUUAAAGAUAAACAAUUCUGGUUAUUGCAUGGUUUGAAAUCAUAUGGAUCCAUAAUUAUUGAUAUUGGUGCUUAUAAUGCACUAACCAGAAAAAACAAAGCUGGCUUACUACCCGUAGGAGUAAUUGAUAUUGAAGGAUCAUUUCAUGAAGCUCAAUGCGUCACAUUAAAGUUAGGUAAAAGAGAUAAAAAAACCGGCAAACUAGAUAUGAGUGAAAAGCUAGUUGAAGUUGGUAAAGCCAGAGUGAAUUACACUUCCUCUGAAAUAUCUAAAAUCAAAGGAUUACAAAGUAAUGAAAUUGAAAAGGUUCUAGGAUAUGCAGAUUCGGAAUACAUCGCACAUAGGGAAAAUCUAGCAUUUCCUCACCAUUAA
This is a messenger RNA of Ascoidea rubescens DSM 1968, 1284 nucleotides long. RefSeq names its product glutamate 5-kinase. Gene Ontology annotation, molecular function: ATP binding; glutamate 5-kinase activity; RNA binding. Bases 1 to 1284 code for a protein of 427 amino acids. Lineage: Eukaryota; Fungi; Ascomycota; Saccharomycetes; Ascoideales; Ascoideaceae. Gene Ontology annotation, cellular component: cytoplasm; cytosol. The transcript has 2 exons. The record is from RefSeq and is a predicted model, not a curated record.